Molecule: messenger RNA, 558 nt
Organism: Miscanthus lutarioriparius
Lineage: Eukaryota; Viridiplantae; Streptophyta; Magnoliopsida; Poales; Poaceae
Source: the annotation of a GenBank genome assembly
AUGGAGUCACCCAUGGGCCACGCGAACCUAGAAGUCCAGAUCCCGGAGGAGGAGCCACAGGAACCAACGGGCGAAGGCGCAGUGUUGGUAGCUGUGAAUGGCGCCGCCGCGGCAGUGGAGACCACGGUCAGGAUCGCCAAGGUGACGCUCCACUGUCCCGUCUGCACGGUCGGGCACCUGGCUUGCGGCGUGUGCCAUCUGCAGCUCACCGGCAGCGGCGCCGGCCGCUGCUACGUGUGCGGCCACGACAGCGGCUACGCGCGCAUUAGCAGCGCGAUGGAAGACAUCGUGAACUCGGCCAAGCCGCCAAGGUGCUAUGCUCGCACGACGCGACCGGGUGCUGCAACUACGUUACCUACUAGGCUACUACGACGGCACGACGUGGCCGAGCACCAGCGCGCGUGCCCUGCCUCUGCUCGGAGCCCGACUGCGGCUUCGCCGGCCGGCUCCCCAGCGACGCUCCGCGACCACCUGAGCGCCGAGCACUCGUGGCCCGUGGACGGGAUCAGGUACAGCGCUGCCCUGCAGCUCCGCGUGCAGCACUCAGACCCGGCGUAG